Molecule: messenger RNA, 1725 nt
Organism: Anolis sagrei ordinatus
Lineage: Eukaryota; Metazoa; Chordata; Lepidosauria; Squamata; Anolidae
Gene: ERCC8
Product: ERCC excision repair 8, CSA ubiquitin ligase complex subunit
Biological process (GO): protein polyubiquitination; proteasome-mediated ubiquitin-dependent protein catabolic process; transcription-coupled nucleotide-excision repair
Cellular component (GO): nucleotide-excision repair complex; Cul4A-RING E3 ubiquitin ligase complex
Molecular function (GO): protein binding
Source: RefSeq, a predicted model, not a curated record
GCGCCACUCGGCAUGGCGGCGCCGGGACGGCUGAGGUUUCCGGAUCCCUGCCAUGCUGGGCUUUCUCUCCGCCCGCCAAGCGGGUUUGGACGAUCCGCUAAGGCUUCGCCGGGCUGAGUCGACCAGGAGGGUGCUGAGCUUGGAAAUAAACAAGGACAAGUAUGUAGAAAGGAUCCAUGAAAGUGGCGUCAAUACCUUGGAUAUUGAACAUAUUGAAAAUCGAUAUAUGUUAUCAGGUGGUUCAGAUGGUGUAAUUGUACUAUAUGACCUUCAGAACUUGAGCGGAAAUUCAUGCUAUACCUGUAAAGCAGUUUGCACUGUGGGAAGAAGCCACCCCGAUGUUCACAAGUUCAGCGUUGAGACAGUUCAGUGGUACCCCCAUGACACUGGCAUGUUUACAUCAAGUUCCUUUGAUAAAACACUGAAAAUCUGGGACACAAAUACAUUACAACCUGCAGAUGUGUUUAAUUUUGAGGAAACUGUAUACAGUCACCAUAUGUCUCCUAUUGCUACCAGGCAUUGCUUAAUUGCAGUUGGUACCAAAAGCCCCAAAGUACAGCUUUGCGAUUUGAAGUCUGGAUCUUGUUCUCACAUCCUGCAGGGUCACAAACAGGAAGUUCUAGCAGUAUCUUGGUCACCACGUUAUGAGUACAUUUUAGCAAGUGCAAGUGCUGACAGUAGAGUGAAGUUGUGGGAUGUGAGGAGGGCUUCUGCUUGUCUGCUUACUCUUGAUCAACAUAAUGGUGAGAAGUCAAAAGCUUCUUCUGAAGCAGUAAAUACUGCUCACAAUGGAAGAGUUAAUGGCUUGUGCUUUACAAAUGAUGGGCUUCACCUUCUGACAACUGGUACAGAUGACCGCAUGAGGCUCUGGAACAGCUCCAGUGGGAAGAACACAUUGGUAAACUAUGGGAAAGUGUGCAACGAAAGCAGAAAAGGACUCAAAUUCACUGUCUCUUGUGGCUGUAGUCCAGAAUUUGCAUUUGUGCCGUACAAUAGUACUAUUGCCAUUUAUACAGUUUAUUCAGGAGAACUAAUGACUAUCCUUAGAGGACAUUUUAGUUCAGUUGACUGCUGUGUAUUCCAGCCUUAUCUUCAGGAGCUGUAUAGCAGUGGCAGAGAUGGCAAUAUCCUUGCCUGGGUGCCCUCUUUGAGAGAGCCGGAACCAGAUGAUACAUCUGAAGAGUUGUCCCAACAGCAUCAACAGAACCCUGCAUAUAAAGAUGCCUGGAGCAGCAGUGAUGACGACGAUGGAUGAAUUCCUAACAAACUGUUGACAGUUGUUUCCUGAAAUAACUGCUGAAGGCAAGGAUGAGGGACCUCUGACUCAUGAGCCAAAAUCAGAUUGCUUCAUUCAGUCUGCAGGGCUUCAUACAUAGGGAGAGAAGGCAGGAGAGCCAAUCCUUAAGGUGUGCUCCUCAAGGCUAUCGCUUGACCCUGUUUGGUUUGUCCUUCCUCUUCCCCAACUGGAGAAAUCUUCAGGAAAAGCCAGGGUGGCUCAGGACUCAUCUGAUCUCUGGAGGAGCUGCUCAUAUGUCCAGUAGGUAUGGCCAAUGCAUACUUGAUCCUGGAACUGAGGGAGGCACUUUUAAAGGACAUCAAACAGCCCUCUGGACUGUCCAUGGAAAAUCUGAGAUGGAAAAGGACUUAGAUAGGAACCUUAUGGUCUCUACUGGUGUCCUGAGUCCUAAACUGUAAACCAUACCAUUUUAUAAAACAUUUACUUUU